Messenger RNA from Aplysia californica (California sea hare), 976 nucleotides. RefSeq names its product 39S ribosomal protein L37, mitochondrial. Lineage: Eukaryota; Metazoa; Mollusca; Gastropoda; Aplysiida; Aplysiidae. The record is from RefSeq and is a predicted model, not a curated record. Gene Ontology annotation, cellular component: mitochondrion.
UCUAUAUUUCAGAAAUUCAAAUAUUAAAUAAUGACUCACUUAUUAUAUAGCAAAACAUUUUUUGAAUUUUAUUAUGAGUUACAUUCUAAUCUGUGAUACAAUCUAGUUUCUAAUAGUCUAUACAACGAACGCUCCCUAUCUGGAAUAAACAUGGCGACUUGCUUGUAGGGUUUGUAGGUGAUAUUGGCUGGAUAUUGGAAACAUUGACAUCCGUUUGGUCUAGGCCAGUAAUUCUUAGCUACCGAGAGGAAGGACAUUUUUAAAAGAGUGCUUCCAGUUUUAAACCGAGGUCUGUGAGUUGACGUGAGAUCCCGAGGAAGGAUGAGACUGACCAGAAAGCUUUGUGCGGGAAUCCGUGAUGUCACCGUGAGGAACUGGAAUAUUCAGUGGCAACGACACGGCAAAUUCAAUGAUCAGCCGGUCAAAGUUCCUCCAGCAUUGGUGCAGAAAGGUGUGGAGAUUGUUGAUGCCAAAGAGUUGUUGAAACGGAAAGCGGUUCCGUGGAGCCCACCAGUGGCCGACGACCUGCGGUGGGCCGAGGCCGUCCCGCCAGAAGAACGAGCAGACUGGAAGACGGAGCCGGCGUACUCGUUCAGUCAUGAGGUGCAGUUGUACGAAGGCAUGAAACAAGCCUGUCUCAUUGCCAAAGCCCAGCACUUUGAAGGUUUGCCGCCCGCCGUCCAAGAACUGGUCGGUGCUGUGCCGACGCCAGACAGGGACUUGCUGCUCCAGAGACUCAUCAUGCUGUCUCAGUGCUGGAACACAGACGAGACGCGCCUGCCGAAGCGGAAAGCUCCGCCGCACAAGAUCUUGUGGAAGUUCAAACGGGCCUACGGGAUCACAGCGACCAAGUCCAGUGAGAUUCUGCUACGGAGCCUGCUGCGACUGUGCCAGAGCCACGUGGGUGAUCUCCCCUCUCUUGCCGCCAGACGCCAGACGUACCAGCCCCUGCUGCACUCCCACGUCAUGUACCGCG